AUGGCGUUCCUCGCAUCUACGCCUCUCCUUCUUGCGAUCGGCACUGUGAUCAUCUAUACACUCGGUCGCUUCCUCUUGCGCAAGAGCAGCCAUGACCUUCCACUCCCCCCAGGACCCAAAGGCGUUCCCCUCCUUGGCAACAUCAACGACUUACCCAAACCGGGAAUCCUAGAGUGCCAUCAUUGGCUCAAGCACAAGGAUCUCUACGGCCCUAUCAGCUCAAUCAAGGUUCUUGGUCAAACGUUUGUCAUCAUAAACGAUGCGGAUACGACGGUAGAGCUGCUGAGCAACAGGGCGGCGAUGUAUUCGGGCAGACCACACAUGGUGUUCAGCGGUGACAUGAUCGGAUGGACAAAUACACUGGCGAUGCAUCAACCUAAUCAGACAUUCAAACAUCAUCGGCGUAAUAUUGCGAAAGUAGCCAGUGCCAGCACUUCACUUGCGAUGUUUGAUCGCGUCCAAAACGAAGAAGCCGCUCACUUCCUUCUCAACGUGCUGGAAUCUCCUGAUGAUUUGUUCGAGCAUAUUAGGAAGGAAGCAGGUGCUGUCAUCUUGAGAAUCACGUAUGGCUAUACGCCGAACGCUCAAGGACGGGAUCCACUGGUAGAUAUGGCAGGUCAAACGAUGGCCGACUUCGCAGACUCAAGUGUACCGGGGAAAUGGCCUGUCGACGUCUUCCCGUUUCUCCGAUUCCUCCCAGAUUGGUGUCCAGGUACCGGUUUCAAGCGCACAGCUCGUCAGAUGGCGGAGCAAUUGAUUCGCACGGCUGAGGAGCCUUAUGCUUUCGUCAAAUCGCAAAUGCAAAGCAAGAAAGCGAAGACCUCUUUCCUCUCCCAAGCUAUCGAGUCUCUCGGAUCAGACGCGUCCAUGGAGCAUAUCCACAAAUGGUCUGCUGCAUCCAUGUACUUGGGCGGCGCUGAUACCACCGUUUCCUCGCUGAUGACAUUCUUUCUGGCCAUGUCUGUGUUCCCAGAAGUCCAGAAGAAAGCCCAAGAAGAGCUGGACCGUGUGAUCGGCGGAGAAAGACUACCAGUCACUAGCGACAAGGCGAGCUUACCGUAUAUCGAGGCUGUAAUGAAGGAAACGCACCGAUGGCAUCCUGUCGCACCGAUGGCGCUGCCUCACUGCUGUACACAGGAGGACAGCAUCAAAGGCUACAGGAUACCCAAAGGAGCAAUGAUCUUGCCUAACAACUGGUGGUUUACACACGACCCAGCCGUCUAUCCUGACCCGAUGACUUUCCGCCCAGAACGCUACAUCACUACGCCUACCCAUACCGCGGAGCCUGACCCCCGCACAUGGACAUUCGGCUAUGGACGUCGUGUAUGCCCUGGUCGAUAUGUCGCUGACAACGCUCUCUUUACGACCAUUGCGCAGUCACUGGCUGUCUUUAAUGUCGAGAAACCGGUUAAAAAUGGAAAAACAGUGGAACCUAAGAUCGAAUUUGAGCCCGGUGUUGUGAGCCAUCCGAAGCCUUAUUGCGUGAGCAUCAAGGCUAGGAGUGAAAAGUGCAGGGAGUUGGUUAAAAAGGCGGAGGAGGUGUAUCCGUGGGGGGAGAGUGAUGCUGAGGCCUUGAGAAAUCUGAGGUAG
Alternaria atra is the source of this 1590-nucleotide messenger RNA. RefSeq lists its product as uncharacterized. The coding region runs from base 1 to 1590 and encodes 529 amino acids. The record is from RefSeq and is a predicted model, not a curated record. Lineage: Eukaryota; Fungi; Ascomycota; Dothideomycetes; Pleosporales; Pleosporaceae. Gene Ontology annotation, molecular function: heme binding; oxidoreductase activity, acting on paired donors, with incorporation or reduction of molecular oxygen; monooxygenase activity. The transcript is spliced from 4 exons.